Oenanthe melanoleuca is the source of this 1900-nucleotide messenger RNA. It is a transcript of the gene DUSP28, whose product is annotated as dual specificity phosphatase 28. The transcript has 2 exons. Gene Ontology annotation, cellular component: cytoplasm. The coding region runs from base 144 to 617 and encodes 157 amino acids. Gene Ontology annotation, molecular function: protein tyrosine/serine/threonine phosphatase activity. Gene Ontology annotation, biological process: protein dephosphorylation. Lineage: Eukaryota; Metazoa; Chordata; Aves; Passeriformes; Muscicapidae. The record is from RefSeq and is a predicted model, not a curated record.
CUGGGACAGCCAGGGUGAAUCCACCGGGCUCUGGAAGCGCUCUCAGCUUCCCAAGGCAGCUCUGGCGAUGCAGGCGGCGCUAGGACCCGCCCGGAGCCGUCGGGAGCGGAUAAACGCAGCGGGGCUGCGGCCGGGAGCCGCCGAUGCCGCAGCUGUGCCGGGUCACGGAAUCGCUGCUGCUGGGCACGGCGCGGGCGGCGUGCGACGAGGAGCUGCUGGCGCGGGAGGGGGUCACCUUCUGCGUGAAUGUCACCCGGCAGCAGCCGUUCCCCGCGCUGCCCGGCAUCCGCGUGGCCGUGCGGGAUGACCCGGCCGAGGAUCUGCUGCGGCACCUGGAGCCCAGCGCGGCCGCCAUCGAGCGGGCGCUGCGGGCGGGCGGCCGCUGCCUCGUGUACUGCAAGAACGGCCGCAGCCGCUCCGCCGCCGUCUGCACCGCCUUCCUCAUGAGACACCUGCGCCUCCCGCUCGGGGACGCCUUCCAGGUUGUGAAAGCUGCCAGACCCGUAGCAGAACCAAAUGCAGGAUUUUGGUCUCAGCUGCAGAGAUAUGAAGAAGAUUUGCAGAAACGAAAGCACUCUGCUCCGCUGAGCAAAGGACUUAAAAAUGAUGAUGUGUGAAGAUACUUUAAAGAAAGUGAAGUACUUUAAGGAAAAAAAGUGAAUACUUUAAAAAUAAGGAAAAAAAUCACUUCCUAAAUUAUCUGCACACAAAACACUUUACCCUAUAACUGAGUUGAUGGUUCAUUAAAUUAAUUCAGUUAAUUAAAUUAAUUUCUGUUGGUAAUGCAUGGAAACAGGGUAGAUAUGCAGGGAAUAACAGCAGAAACAGGAAAUGGUUGGAAGGACUGUAAACAAGCCAGAGAAAGGCAUGGAAUCUUCAGCAGUUAUUUUCCCCUAAUGAACUGAAUAUGGCAACGAUUUACUGAACAAAGGAAGAAGUUACCACACUGGGAUUUUAUUCCCGUUUCUUAAUUAAACUUCCCAGUGAUGCCAUUAGAAGACAUGAUGCCAGACAAGGAAGUUCUGAAUUUCUCUCUCACCUACUGGAUCAUAAUUCAUGUUAAUGAGCUGACACAGCCUUUGAUGGGAAACUGACAGUGCUUGAUGCUUUAUCUCUGCCAUUUUCCCUGUGUUCAACUAGACCAAAGUACCUUCACAAAUUACCUAAAAAUCCAGAGGACAGAAUAUAAAGAUGAUGGUAAGGAGUUCAGCUCCCACCAUGCAGGCUAAGUGCCUUUUCAGCUUUGGAAUUAUUCUCUAAAACACCAAAGGAAUGACUUCAAAAACUGCAGAUGAUAGUGGAGGGAAGAAGAUGACACUGGCAAUCCAGAAAUAAUCAGCACUCCUUUUAGCUUUACUUACUAAGUCCAACAGUGCCCAGUCCAUGCCUUAGUGUGUCAGUUUACAAGUCAGCUGUUCCUGCAUGCAAGCAGCAUGGCUAAAUAAUUUCUGCUGAGACUGCUUGCAGGUCGCCCUCUGAAAUUAUCUAUUGAGCACGAAACUUCCUGAUUAGACUGCUAUGUGCUUUCCAUUAGUCAUUCAAAACAGAGUUUUGUCAAACUCUAUGAAUACAUUUGUAAUUUAAAAGGGACAAGUUAUGGAACCUGAGAACCUGCAGGGUGAAAUUCCAUUCCACCUUGCUGAAAGCAUAAAUGUGAAGUUAGCUCACUGCCAUCUGCCUAAGUGCUCACACAAGGUAAACAUAUGCUCUCAGCAGUGGAGUAGUUCAAGGCAGAAAUUCUAAUGAUGGAACAAUGACAGAAAAUAAAAUCACUGGGGAAUUACAUGAAUUAGACAAUUAAGAUAAAGUAAAGGUUUCCAAAGUUAAAGACUGCUCAAAGUUAAAGUAGUGUUAUUUAAAAAGCUGAAACCAUAGAAAUAAAAACAAAAAAUCCAGCCUA